Molecule: messenger RNA, 2683 nt
Organism: Chenopodium quinoa (quinoa)
Lineage: Eukaryota; Viridiplantae; Streptophyta; Magnoliopsida; Caryophyllales; Amaranthaceae
Exons: 4
Coding region: 809-2236 (475 amino acids)
Biological process (GO): multicellular organism development
Source: RefSeq, a predicted model, not a curated record
UUUUAAUAUAAAAUAUGAUUAAAAAAAAUAUGAAUGAAAAGAAGAAAAGGGACUUUUAAGAGAUAUCCUAAAAAGAAAUGAACUUUAGAGUAUAUAUAUUGACCUCUUGAACGACAUCCCUAAUAAAAAUCCAUCCUCUUUUCGAAUAAAUACUUGGUCUUUAUAAAGUCAAAUAAAGAAAUCAAAGUACUCCAUACUAUUCUUUUCCCCUACACUGAUUGAUUACUCUUCUUACCCCAAAUAUUCUUUUAAUUUAUUUAUAAACAAUCCUUAACCCUCCAAAAAAAGAAAAAAGUGACAAUUUUAUUUAUUUAUUAUAAUAUAUUAUAAAAUAAAAAAAUAGAAGUGGUCGCCAAUAUGGAUCUAUCUCACGUCCUCAUAAAAAGCUCGAAAUCACAACUCACAAACUUCCAAAGUAAGAGAAUUAACCCAGAUUUUUCAGCACCUAUCUUGUUUUAUUAAAAUUAGAUAUUCUCUCUCUUGAAAUUAAAAUUGAAAGAGAAGCAAUCUAAUAAAUCUAAAGAAAGCCUUUUUAUUAAUUACGAAUCCAAAAUAAAUGGGUACAAGUAGAUGGUGUACAAUCUGUACAUGUACAUUUACUAAUUCGAUAUUAGUUUGUUGUGUUGUAUAAUUCGAAUUAGUCGGCGUGCUGAUGGAAAAACAACAAGCUACCAACAAAAGUUGCAGAAUUUCAUCAACUAGUGAUUUUUCAAGAAAUUUAAACAGCUUUUGGUACUGUGGUUGGAUUAUUAUUAUUAUUGUUAUUGUUAUUAGUAUUAAUAUUAUUAUUAUUUUGUUGUUAUAAGAUAUGACUAUGGUUCCUGCUCCUAAACUAUCCAAACCACAUCUUGUUUUUUAUGGUGGCUGUGGUGCUGGUGCCGAUGUCAUGACUCGAUUCGCCGAUGGCUGCAGUGCUCCUGCUGGCUAUGUUGGUUAUGAUAGCGUCAUCGACGGCAACACUCGUACUAAUACUGUUACUGGUAAUACCGACAUUAUUGCUAAUAGCAAGCUAGAUAUUGAUAACGUAGGGAUUGGUUAUCCUAAUAAUAAUAAUUACGACUCCUACCAUAAUAUUAUUUUUCGUAUGGCUGAGGAAGACCACUCUAGAACUUCUAACAGUACUAGUGUUAACGAUGAUGGUGAUCAUCAGCAGGCAGCUGCUGCUGCUGCCGCUGCCGCCGCCUCUUCUACUUCCAUGAAGGGGCGGGACGAUACCCCUACCCCUCCCCCACCUCCACACCAUCAUCAAAGGGGUAUCGUUGACAGCAGCAGCAGCUGGCUGCAGUUAGGUCUAGGUAGGACGACCCAUGUGGAUACUCCUCCGCUUCCACAACAACAUCCAGCGAUGUCAUCGUCGUUACACAUGGGAGGAAGCGCGGGUGGGUUGAUGCUGGAGCUCAGCCUAGGAGGAGGAGGUGGAAGCAGUGGCGGAAUACCAUUAAUGAUACCGGGGUUAGAGCAAAGAAUAAUCCCUCAAAAAUCAUGUGAUCAUCAUUUUAUUACAACUAGUAAUAAUUUGUUUACUAGUGGAGGUGUUAUUGGAUCACCAACUACUUACAUCUCUCAUCAACAACAUCAUCCUAUGAUUCCUCUAAUAGCCUCUAUUCCACAACCUCAACAGCUCCUAUCUCAUCAUCAACAACAACAUCAGACGGGUUGGGGUUUUGCUAAUCAGAGAGCGGCUUUGUCAGCAGCCGCAGGGUGUUCAUCAUCUCUAUCUCCAUCUUCAUCUUCGUCCAUGCCACCUGCACAAAUUGGUGCGGGUUCGGGUUCAGGUUCGUUUUUAACCCGCCCAUUUACACCUUCCGGGUCAUCCGUAGUUGCCGUAGAUUCCGAAUUCAGAGUAUUACAUCCUCCUCCUAGGAGACCUCAUACUGGCAUUUGGUUUGCUCUUCAAGCUUCUCUCCAUCAAUCAAAAGAACCGUUUUUACCUCAAGUAUCCAAGAGUUUUCUCCGAAUCAAGGAUGAGAGGAUGACUGUUCGAUUAGUGAUGAAGUAUGUGGCUAACAAGCUUGGAUUGGAUAGCGAAUCAGAGGUAGAGAUAAGGUGUAAAGGGCAACAACUAGUACCAUACUUGACGUUGCAGCAUGUAAGAGACAAUAUUUGGAGUUCAAGUGACGCGGCUGUGACGACUGUGACAUUACUUCCUGACUCCUCAACAACUGAUCAUCUCAUGGUUUUGAAUUAUGGUAGAAGCACUUCUUCUUCUAGUACCUCGCUACCUCUACCUAAUUAAUUAAUUAAAUACAUUAAUUAAUUAUGCUCAAUUAUAAUGCUAGGUUACUAAAUUACUACUACGAGAUCGAUCGAUUAAUCGAUAAAUUAUGGAGAUUCUUAUUUUUUUUAAUCUCUCCUUAUUCAUUAACCAACCCCACAACAUCAUCUUGUAUCAAUAUUGUUGUUGAUCAAUUAAAUUAAUACCCUUAAAUUAGAAGGAAAAAAGAAAAGAAAAAAAAAGGAAGUUUUCCCUAACAGUUCCAAUUGUAAUUUUCCUUCUUUGCUUAGGUUGUAGGAUGAAUUAAUUAGCUACCAAAUUAAAUACCCCAUUAUGUAAGGUAUGUGUUUUCGGCAUUUGGGGUACCUUGUAAUUGUAUAAAACAAAUUUUAUUGUCCGAUAAUAGGACAUUUUAUUUAUUCUCUUCUUAUACUAGCUACUUUCCCUUUUUCAUAAGAUUAUCUUGUA